This is a messenger RNA of Monodelphis domestica (gray short-tailed opossum), 3680 nucleotides long. RefSeq names its product sphingosine-1-phosphate lyase 1 (gene SGPL1). The record is from RefSeq and is a predicted model, not a curated record. Gene Ontology annotation, cellular component: endoplasmic reticulum. NCBI's taxonomy places the organism in Eukaryota, Metazoa, Chordata, Mammalia, Didelphimorphia, Didelphidae. Gene Ontology annotation, biological process: sphingolipid catabolic process; carboxylic acid metabolic process. Gene Ontology annotation, molecular function: pyridoxal phosphate binding; sphinganine-1-phosphate aldolase activity.
CUUCUCGGUUCUAGACCAAUAAAGUAAGAGGAGAUGGGCUGCGUUCAGCCAAUCACACAUCUCGUGGAUUAGGCGUUUAAAUGGAAAUAACCCGAGAUGAAAAGCUCUUAACUUCAAGGCUUGGGUUCUUGGGGUCGCUGUUUGAACUUCAAGUCACUCUAGGGACACAUCCUGCGUGGUAACGAGUACCAGAAACAAGCCACAAGUGGGAGAGCUUCAACAGGGACAGCAUAUCCUUGUUCUCCAACCUUAGAUGAUCUUCCUGAUCCUCCAGCAAGAAGGCACAGAAGGAAAAACAGGAGGAGGAGGGAGAUGUUUGACUGGGAUUUCCUAAAAAUGAAGUCCUUCGAGCCCUAUCAGGAAAUCAUGGAAGAAUAUUUGGUCAAAACCAAGAACUAUGUAAAUGGACAUUGCACCAAAUACGAGCCCUGGCAGCUGAUUGCAUGGAGCGUCCUCUGGACCUUGCUGAUCGUGUGGCUUUAUGGCUUUCUCUUCCAGGCUGAGAGCUUAUUUUCAAGGGUUCAAAAGAAGUUUUUUAGAAUCAUCAGAAAAGUCCCUAUUAUUGGUACUAAGGAGGAAAUUGGAUUAGGUGAUCUCUCGGUUCCCUACUGCCUCCAGGUACACCCACAGCUGUCAUACAGGACAGAGAGGAAGGGAAGCUCGAGAAGGGAACCAGGGCUGAUCCAGGAGAGGCUCAACAAGGUGAAGGAAGACAUCCUCAAGAACCUGACCUUCCUCAAGGUGGAGCACGAGUACGUGAAGAACCUGCCCAGCGAAGGCUUGAGCACAGCCGACAUCCUGGAGCGGCUCCAGGAUUACCGGUCCCUGGAAAAUUCCCAUUGGGAAGAUGGGAAAGUCUCGGGGACAGUGUACAGUGGGGAUGAGAAACUCACCCAGCUUCUGGUCAAGGUUUAUGGAGAUUUUGCAUGGAGUAAUUCAUUACACCCAGAUGUCUUUCCAGGGAUUCGGAAGAUGGAGGCAGAGGUUGUGAGGAUAGUUUGCAACCUUUUCAAUGGUGGACCAGAUUCCUGUGGUUGUGUGACAUCAGGCGGGACGGAGAGCAUCCUGAUGGCCUGCAAAGCCUAUCGAGACAUGGCUUAUGAAAAGGGCAUCAAAUUCCCAGAAAUCGUGGCUCCUGUCAGUGUCCAUGCCGCAUUUGAGAAGGCAGCCCAUUAUUUUGGGAUGCGGCUGAUACGCGUCGCACUGAAAAAGAAUAUGGAGGUGGAUGUCAAGGCCAUGAGAAGAGCCAUUUCCAGGAACACUGCGAUGCUCGUCUGCUCCACGCCUCAGUUCCCCCAUGGGGUAAUUGAUCCCGUUCCCGAAGUGGCCAAGCUGGCUCUCAGGUAUAAAGUCCCUCUCCAUGUAGAUGCCUGUUUGGGGGGCUUCCUCAUUGUCUUCAUGCAGAAAGCUGGAUACCCACUAGAUCUUCUAUUUGAUUUCCGGGUAAAUGGAGUGACCAGCAUUUCAGCAGAUACGCAUAAGUACGGAUAUGCACCCAAAGGCUCGUCGGUGCUGAUGUACAAGAACAAGGAAUACCGGCACUACCAGUUCUUCGUGAGCCCUGACUGGCCGGGGGGGAUCUACGCGUCCCCCAGCAUGGCAGGAUCGCGGCCUGGAGGCAUCAUCGCAGCCUGCUGGGCCACCCUGAUGCACGUGGGCCUCAACGGCUACGUGGAGGCCACCAAGAGCAUCAUCAGGACCGCCCGCUUCCUCAAGUCCGAGCUGGAAAAAAUCAAAGGCAUCUUUGUCUUCGGCAACCCCCAGCUGUCCGUCAUCGCCCUCGGGUCUCGGGACUUCGACAUUUUUCGUCUUUCUAAUCUCAUGACUGCCAAGGGUUGGAACUUGAAUAUUUUGCAAUUCCCAUCCAGCAUCCACAUCUGCAUCACGAUGCUCCACACGCGCCCCAAGGUCUCCAUGCAGUUUCUGAAGGAUGUCCGGGAGUCCGUCACGCAGAUCAUGAAGAACCCCAAGGCCAGGACCACAGGCCUGGGCGCCAUCUAUGGCAUGUCCCAGACCGUGUCUGACAGGAAGAUGGUAGCGGAACUGACAGAAGCCUUCUUGGACAGUCUCUACGUCACCGACGCCCCUCCGGGCAGUCCCAAGAACGGCUCCCCCAAGCCCCACUGAUCCCGGCCGGGGUGGCCUUGCCAGGCGCAGGCCUGGGCCGAUCUCGCGAGGGAACAGGCCACUCUGACCCGGAGCAGCGGCGCACAUUGCACUGGAAGAGCGACGCCCAGGCAUCUGGAUUGGGGGGCUCCCCUCCUUUUACCCUCCUCCGGGCCCCAGGGUUGCUUUUAAUUUGAAGAUAACGGAAGGAUUUCCUCCUUUGAUGAUCGCGUCCCCAUUUUCCUCCAUUCCUAGGCCUUUCACUGGGUACCCCUUCACCUCCUCCAAUCAGCGUGUGGCUGGCACCCCGUCUGCCCUCCCUGGGGCGGCCUCACGCGCCGCUUUCUUUCUCCUCCUCAGCAGAGUGUGGAGGUUUUGUUUGGCCGUCUUCCUCCUCCUUCCUCAGGGCUGAUGGCGGCUUCUGUUUCCAACUAGCACGAAGGCCGUCCCGCCAAGGGGAGAGCGGCCUGACUUCUCUCUCCGCCUGGGCCCCAGAGGCCCCCUCGCGGUCCCCGGCCUGCUGAUCAGGGAGGGGGAUCGCGACGGGGAAGAGGCCAAGCCCUGACCUCUGUUCUCCCCCCAAACCCUUGUCCCUUCGCUUCAAGGGACGCGGCCUCAAACUGGUACGAGUUAGGAUCCUGACGACUUGAAGGCACCUUCUAAAGGGCAUUCACCCAUUUGCCUUGACUUCUUCCAGCUGUUCUGCAGGAGGAGGUGGGAUCCCAUCCCGGGCCUAGUUCAUGCCCCAGACCUUGCUCUGCUCCCCGGGGGGCUCCUGGCAGCUGCGCCUCCGGCUGUGAGUUAGGCUCUCUCUUUCACCCCUGGCUAAAAGGGCUCCCAGGGAUGGGGGGCCGUCCUGGGGCUCGGGCGGCGCGGCGCCAGCACAGCCACCCUGCGUCUGUCCCGCUCUCCCGGAGCCGUCCCGCUUUCUCAUUUCUCAGCCACGUGCCUUUCUGGGAUACGGAGCAGCCGCUCCAGAGCCCGGGCCCUCGACAAGUGGAUCUCCUGAUUUCUUUUCCUAUCCUUCGGGCCUGGGAACCGUUAGGACCAAGCUAGAUGGCCCUUCCCGUGGGCCUCUCCGGUGGGGAUCCCGGAGUGUCCGGCCUAUCCUCGGACAUAACCUCCCCGGGCUGCCAGUGGGGAAGGAGAGCGCGUGCACCUCCCACGCCACGGAGUUCUGAGAUGGUGUUUGCCGUCUCCUGUACCUCCCGCCCGGGGAUGGAGCCCCUCCGAGCUGAGCUCCACGGCGGCCGCCAGCUCUGAGCCCUGCUCCGCCCCGGGGGCACAGUUUUCCACACGGAUGCCGUCCCCAUUCCAGGCUGGUUCUCCAGGCCCCCCUUGUCCUUCCACGCACUGUGGCUGAACCGUGGGGGUGAGAGGCGGCCGCUCGGUGGCUCUGCUUUUGGUUCUGUCUUGUGUCUUCUUUCUCUUGCCAGUAGAGAAGUAGCCAUGGGAGCGCGGUGCUGCCGACUGGCUCCCCCUCCUCUCCUCUGGCUGUCCUCAGAAAAGGGACGGUACUCCCCCUGCCAAGUGGCGGCCCUAACCUUGAGAAACCAUUAAACUUCUAGAACUUC